AUGCUGCUGCUCAGGUGCCAUCUGAAACGAGCUCUUCCCCAGAAGGUCUUGUGCAGGCUCUGUGCAGUGAUGGGGAAACUGCAGAGCAAAUUCAAACACAGCACUUACAAAUACAGCAGGCCUGAUGGAUUUAUCGAAGAGAGGAUUCAAACUAAAGCCUUUCAAGAGUAUAGCCCAGCUCACAUGGAUACCGUCUCUGUUGUUGCUGCUCUGAACUCAGACCUCUGUGUCUCCGGAGGAAAAGAUAAGACAGUUGUGGCCUAUAACUGGAGAACUGGAAAUGUGGUGAGAAGAUUCAAAGGACAUGAGCAUGAAGUCACCAAGAUAGCGUGUAUUUACAAAUCAAGCCAGUUCUUCAGCGCCUCUCGCGAUAAGAUGGUCAUGAUGUGGGACUUGCAGAGCUCCUCACAGCCAAGACAGCAGUUCUCUGGCCACACCAUGGUGGUCACUGGACUGACCGUGAGUCCAGAUUCAUCACAACUGUGUACUGGCUCCCGUGACAACACCCUGCUCUUGUGGGAUGUGGGCACUGGACAGUGUGCAGAGAGAGCGUCAGUCUCCAGGAACCUGGUCACUCACUUGUGCUGGGUCCCCGGAGAACCUUACAUACUCCAGACCUCCGAGGAUAAAAGCAUCAGACUGUGGGACAGUCGGGGGCUGCAGGUAGCUCAUACAUUUCCCACCCAGCAGCACAUCCAGACGUACUGCGAGGUCAGUGAGGAUGGGCACAAGUGUGUCUCCUGCAGCAGCGGCUUUGAAGGGGAAGGCUGUGAAGCCACGCUGUGGGACCUGAGGCAGACACGGAGCAGAAUCUGUGAGUACAGGGGGCACUUCCAAACCGUUGCGUCCUGUAUCUUUCUACCCAGAGCUUUAGCCUUGAUGCCUGCAAUUGCUACCUCAUCACAUGACUGCAAGGUGAAGAUCUGGAAUCAAGACACUGGAGCCUGCCUUUUCACCUUGUCUCUGGAUGGAUCAGGACCUUUGACUUCCCUGGCGGUGGCCGACACCAUCUCCUUAUUGUGUGUGAGUUUCAGCAGAGGAAUUCACUUACUCAGGGUGGACCGCAGCCAAGGGCUGGAACUGCGGGAAGUGGCGGCAUUCUGA
This is a messenger RNA of Budorcas taxicolor (takin), 1104 nucleotides long. RefSeq names its product WD repeat domain 31 (gene WDR31). Gene Ontology annotation, molecular function: protein binding. The transcript is spliced from 9 exons. The record is from RefSeq and is a predicted model, not a curated record. Lineage: Eukaryota; Metazoa; Chordata; Mammalia; Artiodactyla; Bovidae. The coding region runs from base 1 to 1104 and encodes 367 amino acids.